AGCGCCGAACCCAAAAUUGCCGAUUGACCUAAAUUAAACCUAUCCUAACCUAGCAAUGACUUUGUUGGAAACCCAUCUGUCCUAGAGUUUCUUCUCGAAGAAAGAUGGCCCUCCCCCACCAAAACUUUAACUCCGAGUGUAAAACACGGCCAUCUCGGUCGGCUCUAAACUUCAGUCACAGUCUCGACAGACGGGACGCGUAAUUUAGAGUGGCAUGAGGCGGCCAACGGUAUGCAGUGGGUAUACUGGUUAUGGCUCGUGUUGGUUGAAGCUUUACGGAUAAUGGUCUAUAUAGCUGCUAUGGUAUUUCUUUCUUGCUUACUAUGAUCAUAAUCACAACUGUUAUUCACUCACUAACAUUCACUACACUCAUUCAACACAUCCGUAAUCGUUAACCAUGGUUCACUCUACAUGCUCCUUGCUGUCGCUAGCCGCCAGCGCCGCAAUGGCUCAUGCGGCGGCUCCCCUAUACCAGUCGCCCGUCAACAUCCCCGGCUGGGGCAGUGUGCAGGGUACGGCUGCGCUUAACAGCUCCGUCGCCGAAUAUGUCGUUAACUGGGCCAAUAUCUCCUUCUUCGGCGGUAUCCCCUUCGGCGCCUCUACAGAGGGCGCCAACCGCUUCGCGCCGCCUCAGCCCGCGUCCCCUUGGAAUACAACGCUCGACGCCACCAGCUUCGGGCCCAUCUGUCCGACCUCCAACAUGCAGCUCAAGCAGUACAGCAUGAGCGAGGACUGCCUAAGUGUCAACAUUUGGACGCCCGCUACGUCCGCCGAUGAGAAGCUGCCCGUCGCUUUCUGGAGCUACGGUGAUGGUACAGCCCCGCCCCAGACCGGGUUCAAUGGCGCCGGCGUUGCCUCCAAAGGCAUCAUCUUCGUGUCUUACAACUACCGCAACGGUGUGCUUGGCUUUUUGGCCGACUCACGCCUGCCCGAGACCUCCGACAGCAACGCUACAGGUAACUGGGGCGUUCUGGAUCAGUUCGCCGCCGUCAAGUGGGUCCAUGAGAACAUUGCUGCCUUCGGUGGUGACCCGGACCACAUCACCGUUCUCGGACAGUCCUUCGGCUCGGCUGCUACUUACCACAUUGUCAACAGCAACUUGACCACUGGACUGGGCAUAGUCGGCGCCAUCUCCGAGUCCGGCGUGCGCUCGCCCAACGAUGUCAUGACCAGUGAAAUCGCCCUCUCGUACGACACCAUGGAAGCUGCCGAGGCCAUCGGUGCUGACGCGCUUGCGGCCAUCAACGCGACCACCAUCGAGGAGGCCCGCGCUGUCACAUAUGAGACCAUUCUCGCCAACACCGGCAGCCAGGACCAGCAGAUUAAGCCCGUCCUUGACUACUACGCCAUCCCGGACAAGUACAUUGUCACCAUUCGUGACGGUGCCGCCAACAAGGUUCCUUACAUCACGGGCAACAACGCCGACGAGUACGGUGUGACCGACACCUUUACCACGACCGUGGCCGACUUCACCUCCUACGUUCAGGGCAACACCGGAAACACAUCUGCCGCCUUCCUCGCAGCCUACCCGGCCAACAAUGAUACCCAAGCCUCGCAAUCCCAGAUCGCCUUCGUACGAGAUCAGAGCACCGUCAGCAGCUGGCAGGCCAUGAGCGGAUUCGGCGAAUCGUCCGGCGAGCUCACCUACACCUACUUCUGGAACUACGCCCCUCCUAAUGACGGUAGCGCGUCGCACGGCUCCGAGAUCCCUUACGCUCUGGGUAACCUCUGGGCCCAGCCGGGUGUCAACUAUACCUCUGAGGACUACUACAUUGCCAACGUUCUGAGCAGCUACUGGGCCAACUUCAUCAAGACCAGCGACCCUAACACCGGCAGCUCUUAUAACAACGGCUCCCUUCCCGCCACCUGGAACGCCAACUCUCAAACCGAGAAGACUACAUUCAAGGUUGGCGCCGAGUAUAAGAACAUUGGCGUUGCCGCCUCCGAGGCGAGAAUCCAAGCUUUCCUAGAGUGGUUCGCUAUCACCCCUGCUAUCUAAGCGCUAACCUAUUAUUAAAUGUACGAUGAACUUUACUAAAGUUUUAAUUUCGUACGAUUAGUUAUUAAAAAGAUAAGGGGCAUAGUUUAUUAAAAAUCCGCGAAUUAACUUUUUUAACCUUUUUAAGUUUAAUUUAUAUAAUAUAUAUAUUAAACAAAAAGACUCUAUUUUAUUAUUUUAAAUAUAUUUUUAAAAGAGUUAUAUAAUA
Molecule: messenger RNA, 2207 nt
Organism: Truncatella angustata
Lineage: Eukaryota; Fungi; Ascomycota; Sordariomycetes; Amphisphaeriales; Sporocadaceae
Product: Alpha/Beta hydrolase protein
Exons: 1
Coding region: 398-1999 (533 amino acids)
Source: RefSeq, a predicted model, not a curated record